Molecule: messenger RNA, 967 nt
Organism: Anoplopoma fimbria (sablefish)
Lineage: Eukaryota; Metazoa; Chordata; Actinopteri; Perciformes; Anoplopomatidae
Gene: raly
Product: RALY heterogeneous nuclear ribonucleoprotein
Exons: 8
Coding region: 16-903 (295 amino acids)
Cellular component (GO): nucleus
Molecular function (GO): RNA binding
Source: RefSeq, a predicted model, not a curated record
GCCCGUCUCUCCAGCAUGUCGCUGAAGGUCCAGACCAGUAACGUGACCAACAAGACGGAUCCAAAGUCGAUCAACUCCCGGGUGUUCAUCGGCAACCUGAACACGGCGGUGGUGAAGAAGUCGGACGUGGAGAGCAUCUUCUCCAAGUAUGGCCGGGUCUUGGGCUGCUCCGUGCACAAGGGCUACGCCUUCAUCCAGUACGCCAGCGAGAGGCACGCCAGGGGGGCCGUGAUCGGGGAGAACGGCCGGGUGUUGGCCGGACAGACGCUGGAUAUCAACAUGGCUGGAGAACCGAGACCAAACAGACCCAAAAUCCUGAAGCGAACAGCCGCUUCUCUCUACAGUGGCUACGAGUUUGACUACGACUACUACAGAGAAGACUUCUAUGACAGGUUGUUUGAGUACCAUGGCAGGGUGUCUCCGGUCCCUCGGGUGGUGCCCGUCAAACGCCCGCGGGUAGCAGUGCCUCUGGUACGACGAGUCAAAUCCUUGCCUGUCAAGCUGCUGGCGCGUAACGCCUCCGUCCUCCCCACCAGCAACGGCAACAAACAGAGAUCAGUGAAAGGUGCAGAGCUUCAGGCGAUCAAGUCAGAGUUGACUCAGAUUAAAGCCAACAUCGAAGAUUUGCUGGGCAGACUGGAGCAGAUCACAGAAGACACACACAUCACCUCCUCAGAGCUGAGGAAGGCAGUGGAGUGUAAGAGCGAGGAGGCGUGGCAGGAAAGGGAGGAGUCGAGCUCAGAGCUGGAGGACGAGGAGGAACACAGACAGAACAGCGAAGAAGAGGAUGAGGAGGAGGAGGAAGAGGAGGAGGAGGAAGGAGAGCACACGCAGGACGACACCCAUGACCACAUGCCGGAGAACAGUCGCGUAUCAUCAGAGAUGGACUCCAUUCACCCAUGAGAGAGAGUGUGGACUGUGGAGGAAGAGACGGACGGACAGACAAAAAGAGAGUGAGAGAGAGAGA